AGCAGGCCUCUUCGGGGGGCACGCAUUUAGUGGGGGGGUCGUGGAUGGGGACGGGGGUGGCCGCGGAGCGCUCCCUCCCUGAGGGGAGGUUUGGCUGGUUCGCAGGGGCUGCGGGCUUGGCGUGGUUGGAGGGAGCGAUGUACCCAGGCCUGGACUACAUCUAUUUAACAUGCAGUGUCAGGGGUUCGUACAUCGAACAGAGAGAGAUGCUUAAUAUUUUUUUGUUACUGGUAUCUAUUUAUUUUAGUAUUCUAAGUAAAAUCAGAGACAUAUUUCUAGAAACGAUCAAGGUUUCUGAUGGCCUUAAUGUGCAAACGUGGCUUUUAAGUCAGCUAUGGUUUGGUAAGGUAACUGUUUUUGCAUCCAGGCAAAUAUUUACACCCAGAAAACACUAACUAAAUGCUAUUUGAGUCUUUUGUGUUUAUCUUAAGCAUCAAUUGCCUGGUUCAUUUUGUUGUUCCUUUUCAUUUUCUUCUGCAGCAGCCCUAUUCCACCUGCCCUUUGACUGAUCUAUAGAGAAAUUACAUAUAUUAACAAUGAACUAUGCUCUGCUGCUUGAAUCACAAAGCUGAAGUUUCUUAACUUCGGGAAUGGAUUGAGAAACCACAUUUCUUCAAGUUGGUCUAAGUGGAUCCUAGAAGUCUCUGGCUGUCUUCAAGUAUAUGCAUAUACCUUUGGAGACUUUUAGGAACAGUAGGGUUUAUUUUCAUUUGGUGGGUCGUUGGCUUUUUUUUGUUUUGCUUUACCAUCUGAGCUUGGUAACUUUCAGAACUGUAACAAUUGGCAUAUAAUUUGUGCUUUUGUCUCCUUGUUUGGUGCAUUUGUUUUAUUUUAAUCUGAAAUGUGGUCCAUCACAGUUAAUUGAGCUAUACCACCUGGAAAUAUAACUUAAGCUGUUUUGACUUAUUUCUAGCUCCAGGACGCUGCUGGUGCCAUGAGCACUAUGUAGAUCUGUAUGGUAUUCAUCCAAACCUAUCUUUGAUUCAAAGACUUUUUGUGUCUUAAACCUUCACAGUAGAAGGUGAAUGCUAUCACACUGUGUUGUAGGGACUAUUGGGCUGCUGGACCUAGCCCUAGAAGACUUCUAAAGAGGAGAAUGUCUUCUUGGGGCAUGAGUAGCUCAUGACGAGAUAGAACUGGUUCUGGCUUCUGGAGAGUUUGGUUUUCUCCCCACCUGCCUAGGUAUUUAGGAGUUCAGUUUGUUACAAAUAAGAUUUGUGAUGAGCUUAUGAGUAAACCAGAGGUGUUGCAUUCAAAAAUAUUUUUUACCAUGUUACUAAUAGAAUGCUUCCAUGGUUGUAUCUCUUGUAGGUUUUGAGCACAAAAUCUUUUGGGGAUAAAGAGUAAAGUCAGCCUAAUGUGGGUGUUAGAGGUUGAACCAUAUUUUUUUCCUUUUCAACCUUUCUCUGUUCUCCCUUUCCUUACCUUCAUAGCAUCUUUUAUUUCAGCUGAAGUUUCCUGGUUUGGUUAAAUACUGCUGAACAUCUUGCUUUGCAAAAUACCAGUCCUAAACUACAGUUGGAAAUUGUCUUGAUUCUACUAGUGUAUGUGCCACAUUCUGUGUCCGUGCUCUGGGAGAAGUUGGAAGCAGAGUUGACAUUUUCAAAGAAGAGAGAAUUGAAGAGAAUGCUUGUUGGUGGCCUGCCUUUGGAGGACAUUCAGGCAGCGCUCACAUGAUCUCAGGAGGUUUCAUGAUUAUAGAUAAGAGAACUUAAGUUCAGGAUGCUAAAAAGGAAACAGAGUUCAAGGGUGGAAGCCCAGCCAGUUACGGAUUUUGGACCUGAUGAAUCUUUGUCAGACAAUGCAGAUAUUCUAUGGAUUAACAAACCAUGGGUACACUCUUUACUACGAAUUUGUGCCAUCAUCAGUGUUAUUUCUGUGUGUAUGAACACUCCAAAAACCUUCGAGCAUUAUCCGCCUCUCCAGUAUGUGACAUUUGCUCUUGAUACUCUGUUGAUGUUUCUUUACACUGCAGAGAUGAUAGCAAAAAUGCAUAUCCGUGGGAUAGUUAAGGGUGAUAGCUCCUACGUAAAAGAUCGUUGGUGUGUGUUUGAUGGAUUCAUGGUCUUUUGUCUUUGGGUGUCACUGGUUUUGCAGGUGUUUGAAAUAGCUGAAAUAGUUGACCAAAUGUCCCCUUGGGGCAUGUUACGGAUUCCACGACCACUCAUUAUGAUUCGAGCAUUCCGAAUAUAUUUUCGUUUUGAGCUGCCAAGAACUAGGAUAACAAAUAUCUUGAAGCGUUCUGGAGAGCAAAUAUGGAGCGUUUCAAUUUUUCUUCUGUUCUUUCUUCUCCUGUAUGGGAUCCUGGGUGUGCAGAUGUUUGGAACUUUUACAUAUCAUUGUGUGACUGAUGACACACAGCCAGGAAAUGUAACCUGGAAUAAUUUAGCUAUCCCAGACACCCACUGUUCCAGAGAGCUAGAAGAAGGUUACCAGUGCCCACCUGGAUUUAAAUGCAUGGACCUUGAAGAUCUGGGACUAAGCAGGCAAGAGCUGGGCUACAGUGGCUUUAAUGAGAUAGGCACAAGUAUAUUUACUGUUUACGAAGCUGCUUCCCAGGAAGGCUGGGUGUUCCUUAUGUACCGAGCAAUUGACAGUUUUCCCCGAUGGCGUUCAUAUUUCUAUUUCAUCACCUUAAUUUUCUUUCUGGCCUGGCUUGUUAAGAAUGUUUUUAUUGCAGUCAUCAUUGAAACGUUUGCAGAAAUUAGAGUGCAGUUCCAGCAGAUGUGGGGGUCCAGGAGCAGUACUACUUCAACUGCCACCACCCAGAUGUUUCAUGAAGAUGCUGCUGGAGGUUGGCAGCUUGUGGCUGUUGAUGUGAAUAAACCCCAAGGCAGAGCUCCUGCAUGUCUACAGAAAAUGAUGAGGUCAUCUGUAUUUCAUAUGUUCAUACUAAGCAUGGUUGCUGUCGAUGUGAUUGUUGCUGCUAGCAACUACUAUAAAGGAGAAAAUUUCAAGAGACAAUAUGAUGAAUUUUAUCUUGCUGAGGUUGCUUUUACAGUUCUGUUUGAUUUAGAAGCUCUUCUGAAGAUCUGGUGUUUGGGUUUCACAGGAUACAUCAGCUCAUCUCUUCACAAGUUUGAGUUGCUGCUUGUAAUUGGAACCACUCUCCAUAUUUAUCCAGAUCUCUAUCACUCUCAAUUUACGUAUUUUCAGGUUCUUAGAGUAGUUCGGCUUAUAAAGAUUUCUCCCGCUUUGGAGGAUUUUGUGUAUAAGAUAUUUGGACCAGGAAAAAAACUUGGGAGUUUGGUAGUAUUUACUGCCAGCCUUUUGAUUGUAAUGUCAGCAAUCAGUUUACAGAUGUUUUGCUUUGUGGAAGAACUGGAUAGAUUUACAACCUUUCCAAGGGCUUUCAUGUCAAUGUUUCAGAUUCUCACACAGGAAGGAUGGGUCGAUGUUAUGGAUCAGACACUGAAUGCUGUAGGACAUAUGUGGGCACCAGUGGUUGCCAUUUAUUUUAUACUAUAUCAUCUUUUUGCUACUCUGAUUCUACUCAGCUUAUUUGUUGCUGUUAUUUUGGACAACUUGGAACUUGAUGAAGAUCUAAAGAAACUUAAACAACUAAAGCAAAGUGAAGCUAAUGCAGAUACAAAGGAGAAGCUUCCCUUGCGUCUACGCAUCUUUGAAAAAUUUCCAAACAGGCCACAAAUGGUGAAAAUCUCGAAGCUUCCUUCAGAUUUUACAGUUCCAAAAAUAAGGGAAAGUUUUAUGAAGCAGUUUAUUGAUCGCCAGCAACAAGAUACCAGCUGUUUGCUGCGAAGACUUCCUUCAGCAUCUUCUUCCUCAUGUGACCACUCUAAAAGAUCAGCAAUUGAAGAAAACAGAUACAUUGAUCAAAAGGGUAAUCAGAGUGCAUUUCUACCAUGUAUUGAAGAGAUGAACAAAGACCUUAAAGUUGUCUCAGCCACACAGCUCCGUAAAUCUGUUUUCAGCAUCAGAGCAAGAAACCUUCUGGAAAAAGAGACAGCAAUCAAUAAAAUUCUAAGGGCCUGCACUAGACAGCGCAUGCUGAGCGGAUCAUUUGAGGGGCAGCCAGCAAAGGAAAGGUCAAUACUUAGUGUCCAGCAUCACAUACGACAAGAACGCAGGUCACUGAGACAUGGUUCAAACAGCCAGCGAAUCAGCAGAGGAAAAUCUCUUGAAACAUUGACUCAAGAUCACUCCAACACAGUGAGAUACAGAAAUGCACAGAGAGAAGACAGUGAGAUAAAGAUGAUCCAAGAGAAAAAGGAACAAGCGGAAAUGAAAAGGAAAGUCCAGGAGGAGGAGCUGCGAGAGAAUCACCCGUAUUUUGAUAAACCCCUUUUCAUAGUUGGCCGUGAGCACAGAUUCAGGAACUUCUGCCGAGUGGUGGUACGGGCUCGCUUUAAUGCUUCUAAAACAGAUCCUGUUACUGGAGCUGUGAAAAAUACCAAAUACCAUCAGCUUUAUGACUUGCUGGGUUUGGUUACUUACCUGGACUGGGUCAUGAUCAUUGUUACGAUAUGCUCCUGCAUUUCCAUGAUGUUUGAAUCCCCUUUUAGAAGAGUUAUGCAUGCUCCAACACUCCAGAUUGCUGAAUACGUUUUUGUAAUAUUCAUGAGCAUUGAGCUUAAUCUGAAGAUUAUGGCAGAUGGCUUGUUCUUUACUCCAACAGCUGUCAUUAGGGACUUUGGAGGAGUUAUGGACAUAUUUAUAUAUCUUGUGAGUUUGAUAUUCCUGUGCUGGAUGCCUCAGAACGUCCCUGCCAAAUCCGGGGCUCAGCUCUUAAUGGUGCUCCGCUGCCUCCGACCCCUUCGAAUUUUCAAACUGGUCCCUCAGAUGAGGAAAGUGGUGCGAGAGCUGUUUAGUGGCUUCAAGGAAAUUUUUUUGGUUUCUAUUCUUUUGCUGACGUUAAUGCUUGUUUUCGCAAGCUUUGGAGUACAGCUGUUUGCUGGAAAACUGGCUAAAUGCAACGACCCUCACAUCAUCUCUAGGGAGGAUUGUCAUGGCAUCUUCAGAAUAAAUGUAAGUGUUUCCAAAAAUCUCAAUUUAAAGUUAAGACCUGGAGAGAAAAAGCCUGGAUUUUGGGUGCCACGAGUCUGGGCAAAUCCUCGGAAUUUUAAUUUUGAUAAUGUGGGCAAUGCAAUGCUGGCACUUUUUGAAGUUCUGUCCUUAAAAGGCUGGGUAGAAGUCAGAGAUGUCAUCAUUCAUCGUGUUGGGCCGAUCCAUGGAAUCUACAUCCAUGUUUUUGUAUUCCUUGGCUGCAUGAUUGGACUGACCCUUUUUGUUGGAGUUGUCAUCGCUAAUUUUAAUGAAAACAAGGGGACAGCUUUACUGACUGUAGAUCAGAGACGAUGGGAAGAUCUGAAAAGCAGACUGAAGAUAGCACAACCUCUUCAUCUCCCACCUCGUCCGGAUAACGAUGGCUUUAGAGCAAAGAUGUAUGAUAUAACUCAGCAUCCAUUUUUUAAGAGGACUAUUGCUGUACUUGUUCUGGCCCAGUCUGUGUUGUUAUCAGUUAAGUGGGAUGCUGCAGAUCCAGUAACUGUGCCUUUAGCAACAAUGUCUGUUGUUUUCACCUUCAUUUUUGUCCUUGAGGUCACAAUGAAGAUUAUUGCCAUGUCACCUUCUGGCUUCUGGCAAAGCAGAAGAAACCGGUAUGACCUCUUGGUGACAUCUCUUGGAGUUAUAUGGGUCAUACUUCAUUUUGCCUUACUGAAUGCAUACACAUACAUGAUGGGGGCAUGUGUAAUUGUCUUCAGGUUUUUCUCCAUUUGUGGGAAGCAUGUAACACUAAAAAUGCUUCUCCUGACUGUGGUUGUCAGCAUGUACAAGAGUUUCUUCAUCAUAGUGGGCAUGUUCUUACUGCUUCUUUGUUAUGCUUUUGCUGGAGUGGUGUUAUUUGGUACAGUGAAAUACGGAGAGAACAUUAACAGACAUGCAAAUUUUUCAUCAGCUGGCAAGGCUAUUACUGUACUCUUCAGAAUAGUUACUGGAGAAGACUGGAACAAAAUUAUGCACGACUGCAUGGUUCAGCCUCCAUUUUGUACACCAGAUAACAGCACCUACUGGAAAACAGACUGUGGAAAUUAUGCUGGUGCCCUUAUGUAUUUCUGCUCUUUCUAUGUCAUCAUUGCAUACAUCAUGUUAAAUUUGCUUGUUGCUAUCAUUGUGGAGAAUUUCUCAUUGUUUUACUCAACUGAAGAAGAUCAGCUUUUAAGUUACAAUGACCUAAGGCAUUUUCAAAUUAUAUGGAACAUGGUUGAUGACAAAAGAGAGGGUGUUAUCCCUACCUUCCGAGUCAAAUUCCUGCUGAGGCUUCUGCGAGGCAGGCUGGAGGUGGAUCUUGACAAGGACAAGCUGCUGUUCAAGCACAUGUGCUAUGAAAUGGAGCGGCUCCACAAUGGUGGCGAUGUCACUUUUCAUGACGUGCUCAGCAUGCUUUCAUACAGGUCUGUUGAUAUCAGAAAAAGUCUUCAACUGGAAGAGCUGCUUGCCAGGGAGCAACUGGAAUAUACCAUAGAAGAGGAGGUGGCCAAACAAACCAUACGAAUGUGGCUGAAAAAGUGCUUAAAGCGAAUCAGAGCAAAACAGCAGCAGUCGUGCAGCAUUAUCCAUAGCCUACGAGAGAGCCAACAGCAGGAGUUGAGCCGAUUUCUGAAUCCUCCCAGCAUUGAGACAACACAGCCAAGUGAAGAUAUGAAUGCUCUUAAUCAAGAUAACAGUGCACAGCCAGAGACAAGUAGCCAGCAGCAGCUCCUUAGCCCAACACUUUCUGACAGAGGUGGCUAUAGACAAGACACUGGAGAUGCUGGGAAACCUCAGCGGAAAUUUGGACAAUGGCGCUUGCCAUCAGCCCCCAAACCAAUAAGCCAUUCAGUGUCUUCAGUCAACCUCCGUUUUGGUGGACGUUCAACUAUGAAAUCUGUUGCAUGCAAAAUGAAUCCCAUGUCUGAUGCUGCUUCCUGUGGAUCAGAAGUCAAGAAAUGGUGGACAAGACAAUUAACUGUGGAGAGUGAUGAGAGUGGAGAGGACCUUCUUGAUAUUUGAGAAGCAUUUAAGUCAUACCACAAUCCGUUUUUCUAUAUUUAGAAUUAAAGAUACUGUGAUGUAUGAUUUCUUUAAAAUCAAUGUCAUAAUUUUCUCUUACGCUUAUCCUCCUGCCAUAUGAAGUGUAGCCCACACUUCUGUGUUAGAAUUGACUUCUAUAGGUAUUAACUGUACUCUAAGAAACUUGUAUACUAUAGCAGUACUAACAAAGCCAGGAAGACUAUAAUGCCUGUAGCAGACAGAUCAUUGAAAGGUUUCAUGUGUUCUGUAAAACUAUAGUGAAAAUUUGAUAUAGACUUCAACCUUUACCAUGCUUUAAAGUGACAACACUACACAAUCCAGGGGUAAUGUAUUUCUUGUCAUUGGGUAUUCCUUACUUAGUAAUAUUUCUUUAGAAAAAUUUUAUUAUUCACAAAUGACCUGAAGAGGUCAGCACUGACUUCAUGUUCAAGGGAAGUAUUUUUACUAAGUACUGAUACUGAAUUACAAUUCUAAGCUUUCACUGGACCUUUUUUUUUAAAUAUGCAAGAUACAGGAUUACUCAUUUUAAAAUUAGAAGGUGAAGGACUGGCUUUUAAAAUGUAAAUAUCUUUGAGGUUUGGUUAAUUACAUAAAGAGCUUGAUUUUCAUAGAGAAAAUGAGUGGGGGGAGGAAAAGUACAUUAAAAACUGUGCAUUUAAGCAUCCAGCAGAAGACUUUCACAUGACAAAUAUGGGUUUAUGCUUCAUUUUCAGCAUAUACUGGUUACAUAUAUGUGUGGUGUCAUUAUUCUUCCUUUAAUUGGGUCCCAUUUUUCUUGUGUACUCCUAAGGUUUUCUUCUUGUCUGUGAUAAAAAUUAGCAUGUUGGGGAUUCUAAUUACAAAAUAGUAUUGUACAUCUUUAAAAAUACUUUCAGUUUUGCCUGCAUAGGUAGAAUUUUACUUUCCCAUGGUACUGCUCAUGCUGCAGGCCUGCAAAGGUAAGGCAUGGCACUGUGCUGUGACUAACUACCUUCGUCCCUUUUAUGCCAGCACAUCAUAUUUGACAUGUUAGCCUUCACUUGUUUUACGAGCCACCAAUAGCACUACAUUAUCGCCAGUGAAAAAGCAGCUAUCGCUUUCAUAAAAGCUUUUCCAGUGAAAUGCUAUAUGGAUGGAGAAGGAGAGCCACAAAACACAACUGUGUUUGCUAGUUUCAGAAUCUAAGGCUGCCAAAAAAUGUGGGGCAAAACUGUGCCCUUCCCUCAGGGAAGAACUAAGAGGUUGCAGAUUUUGUUGCUUGGCCCCUGACUAGGUUUUAUAGCAGAGCUGGGACCUUUCUGUUACCGUUGUUUCCUAUGGAAAUGAUAGUUUGCUCUAACAUGGCCUGAUGUGAGAUCUUGUAAGAGGCUCACGGUUUAUUUACAUCACCACUUUAAAAAUAUAUCCUUUCAAAAGCAGACAAAAGCCAGUGUUUUGCAAUUUUUUGCUGGACAAGAUAUUAAUCUAAAGUGGCCAGAAUACAACAGUGAAAACACACAGAUGCCUUCACCAAAAAUGAAAAAUUAGUUUCGACUCUGAAACACAGCUUUCUUGGCAUCUGUCAAUGUUUUUUCCCAGUGUAUGGUUGAACAUUGUUUAGAUUUUUUUUUUUUAAAGAAUCAUAUUGAAUUCAUCUGUAUUUUGUGGGGGGAGUUAUGUGUUUUGGGGUAUAAUUAAGUUUAAAUCUGGUCAACUGUAACUCUAUAGUAAAAGAAUAUGUGCAUUCUUUUGUUUAGUAGAUCAUGGAUCAUCAACAAAACUUCAUAUGCAAAUCCAUUACUUUGUUCUGUUUUGUGCUUGUUUAAGUUGAGCUUUUGUAUAUAUAACAAAAAGAUAAAUAUUGGAUUUAUAAAAGAGAAUAUCCUUGACAGUUCAAUAAUACAUUGAACUGCAGAUCACUCUUGCUGCAAGCCUUCUUUUUAAAAAAUCUGGCAAACAUUUUUUCCUUGCCUUACAGUACACUGUCAAUAAAAGUGAGUUGCUUUAAGCAA
Taeniopygia guttata (zebra finch) is the source of this 9002-nucleotide messenger RNA. The record is from RefSeq and is a predicted model, not a curated record. NCBI's taxonomy places the organism in Eukaryota, Metazoa, Chordata, Aves, Passeriformes, Estrildidae.